Messenger RNA from Heterobilharzia americana, 1764 nucleotides. The record is from the annotation of a GenBank genome assembly. Lineage: Eukaryota; Metazoa; Platyhelminthes; Trematoda; Strigeidida; Schistosomatidae.
AUGCGGGAUAUGUGUUUCCAGAAUUCUCUGAAAGUGCUGCCAUGUUUAGUGUUGUUUGUGCUCCAAGCUGGAAGGAAGGAAACACAUGUCACAGAUGUAAAUCUGCAUUUACUACAUUUAGACGUAAACACCAUUGUCGAAAUUGUGGUCAAGUAUUCUGUGGUGAGUGUACCACAUCCCGUGCAGUUUUACCUAAAUAUGGGAUCGAAAAAGAAGUUCGUGUUUGUGACCUGUGUUUUGAGACACUUAACAAGCCACAAACAGCUAAAAUCAGCUUCGACGCGAAAGAGAACUGAAAGAACGCCAAUUGGAGCAACAAGAAAUGAAGAUUUGGAAUUGGCUUUAGCUCUAAGCGCCAGUGAAGCGGAAUCAAACCAACAGAAUAAUCAAGUGAAACCAACAUCUAAUGUUAAUAAGCCUCCUGUGUCAUCAUCAUCAUCAAUAUCCGGAGUUGCCCAUCUUCUUCCAGUUCUGGAUACUAGUGAAAUGGAUCCAGAGCUAGCCCAAUACCUUUCUAAGCAUUAUCAGAGAGCUCAAAAUUCUACUCAUGAUAUGAAUGCAUCCAGUGUUACAUAUCACGAACAUUCUCAAGAUUUUUCUGGGCACCUACAAUCCACCACUCAGCCUAGCGCACCGAUAUAUGCUUCCAGUACACCGUCUGAUCAUGGUACAGUUUCUAUGACCAAUCUUAAAUCAGGCAUGAAUAAUGACCUCAAUGCACCGGUAAAAGGCGUGCCCGUUGGGACGAAUUCAGUUAACGAGAACAUUACCAUGAACCUCAGUGUACCAGAAGUUCCAGAAUUGACGAAUCCCAAACAAGAAGAGUUUCUAGAGGCUCUACGUGGUAGCAUAGAGUUUUUUGUAAAUCGCUUGCAAAGCAAUAGCCAAAGAGGACGUAACAUUUCAAGUGAUACAACAGUUCAGGCACUAUUUCUUACCUUGAAUGAUAUGCACCCGCAAUUACUAAACUAUAAACAUUACAUGGAGGAACGUCGAGCAUAUUUUGAGAAACUUCAAGAUAAACUGAACCAGAUUCGGGAAGCUCGUGAAGCGUUGGAUGCACUGCGUCAUGAUUAUGCUGUUCGUAAACAAUUAGAAGAACAAGAAGCAGCUCGUAUGCGUCAGCUUCAAAUAAUGCAGAAAUUAGAAGCUAUGCGUCAACAGAAGAGAGAUUCUUUAGAAUACAAACUGCGUAUAGCACUUAAGCAAAAUAUGCAGUAUCACAAGAAUUCGGAGUACCGCAACAACAACAACAACCUAUGCCAUAUACUGUUGAAUCACAGUUAUCAUCCAAACUAUUCACUACCUUACAUGUCUGGACCUAGCUACCCAUCAUUUCAACCUGUUCAAAAUGGUUAUCUACCAAGGGAUAAUAGACUGUAUACCACACAGUUUCCGGAUCCAGGUUCGGUUGUAUCUAACCAAACUGGUCCUGGUGUAUCUGUCAGUACAGGUUAUGCAGCUCCACAAUUCUAUCCUUCAUAUACUUCCAUCCAACUGCAGGGGACUCAAAAUCCAGUACCAACUGGUUCUUUCUCCAUGCAGAAUAUGCAGGCGGCCUUACCUAUGUAUGCAGGACAGGAGGAUGUCGUUCGCGAGGAUUUAAAGGGUUACCCCACAAAUCAAACAUAUCCAUCGAGUCAGUUUCUAACCGACACAAAGACUGCUCCUAAUUAUGCACCGGCGGUGACUUUAUCUAACGAAGCUCCUGCCAAUUUUGUUGAACCGGCUACUACAGAAGCACAAUUAAUAUCAUUCGACUAG